Messenger RNA from Drosophila kikkawai, 965 nucleotides. RefSeq lists its product as uncharacterized. Lineage: Eukaryota; Metazoa; Arthropoda; Insecta; Diptera; Drosophilidae. The record is from RefSeq and is a predicted model, not a curated record. Gene Ontology annotation, molecular function: calcium ion binding. Gene Ontology annotation, cellular component: centrosome; centriole. Gene Ontology annotation, biological process: mitotic cell cycle; centriole replication.
AUAGCCCGCUCAAAAAGUUAUCAGUUUACUUUCAACAUUCACACUAGCAACACUGAUAUCGAUCAUUUCGAUAUCCCGUCCGUGUCAUUUCGUUACUGUUUUUGAUAAAUAAACAAAUAUUUACAGGCAAAUUGUGAGAGAGAAACUAUCGUGAUUCAAAUUGGCUCACACUAUAUCUACAACAUUUACUAACGUCGAUCUUGAAAUUUUCGAUACCUUUAUCGGCAAAUCAGUCACCAUGAGCAUGCGAAUGAUAGGCAGUACGAUGUCCUCGGGGAGCGCCAUCCAGUCGAUGGCCUCUCUGAGCAGCAAGACGAAGCGCCCGAAGAAGCAGAAGCUGCCGACCUUUGACCUAUCGCUGGAACAGAAGAUGGACCUUAAGAAGGCUUUCGAUUUAUUCGAUACCCAGUGCACGGGAUUUAUCGAAACCAAGGAGCUGCGCGUGGCCAUACGCGCCUUGGGGUUUGAGCCCAAAAAGGAGGACAUCAAGCGUAUGAUGGAUGAGAUUGACAAAGAUAAGACUGGAAGAAUUGCCUUCAAUGAUUUUUUGUAUCUGAUGCACAAGAAAAUGUCCGAAAAGGACACCAAGCAGGACAUGAUGAAGGCGUUCUCCUUUUUCGAUGACGAUCACACCGGAAAGAUAUCGUUACGCAACCUAAAGCGCGUCGCCAAGGAGCUGGGCGAAAAUCUCACUGACGAAGAGCUGCAGGAGAUGAUCGACGAGGCCGAUACCGACGGCGAUGGCGAGGUCGACAAAGAAGAGUUCUUCAAUCUCGUAAAGACAACCAACUUGAUCUAGGACGCUUAUUAUUUAUUCACCUUUUUUUCCCUUUUUGUUUUUUCUUUAAUGUCGGGGAAACGAAGCUCUUUUCUGACACAGCCACUACAUACCAACACUUACAGUACAACAUCUUGAUGAAGUUUGGAUAUGCUUCGGUUCAAUAAAGCAAGGCAAUGUAAAUGCA